AUGAUGUUUGAGUAUACAAGUGAUUAUUUGGCUAAAAAGUUAAGAGAAAACUGGUUAACACGUAGUUCUGAAGAAUCUGUAUUCAAUGGACAAGAACAAGAUGAUUCUCUGACUAAUUUGAAUUGGUUACAGACUUUAAAUAUUCAUGAAUUGGCUUCUACGGGUCAACCACUUUCUCCACCUUCUACGCCUCCUUUACCCUUGUCAGGUUCAUUACUGUCCAACGGGUCACUUCUACCGACAGUGAUAAAUUCAUCACAGAAAAUCUAUUCAUCAAAAUAUCCUAUAGAUAAUGUAAAUAAAGCAAUCUCUUCAAUAGAAAUACAGAAUAAAUUUAAUUGUACAUCUGAUACAGCUUUAAAUCAACCGGUUACAAAUUUGUCUAAACAUGCUACGUUGAAUAGCACUACUGAUAGUGACAAUCAUAGUAGUAGUAGUAGUAACUGUGGUAUACGUUGUGUAAAUAGACAAUUGAAACAUUCACCUUUACGAUGUAACAAUAACCUAUUGAAUUUCAAUGCAAGUUCUAAUUCGCUUCAAUGUAAUUCGAAUACAUCUGAAUCUACUGUUAUCGAUAAUAACACUGGUGCUUCAAAUACUAUUAAUUCUAUUCGAAACUAUUACGACAAUACUAAUGCUAUCUCCCGUUCAAAAUUACCAUCAAAUUUAAAUCGCCCAGCGUCAAUAAUUAAUCCUGUUUUUAUUAAUAAUAAUGAUCAACGUUCUAAUAAUGGUGUCAUUUGUGAUAAUGAAAUACGCGUAAAUACAAAUUAUGCUAUGAAUUACAUUAAUAACUAUAAUAUUAAUAAUUCAUAUCACUCUUUAAAUCGUCGUCAUAAUAAUAAUCCCUUGAAAAUUGGACAUCAUUAUUUACAAGCAAAUAGCGUACAAAGAAUAUUUCAAAAUGAUAUUUAUCCAUUAAAUUUAAAAGAUAUAAAUUUGCCAGUUCAUUUAAACACUAACAAUACAUUGAACGCCAAUGUGAGCAGUCAUAAUUUAAAUGAGAUAACAGAAAAGAAUCAAACAUUAUUUCAAAAUUAUGAUGAAAUCAGCUUUCAAGAAAAAGAUAAAUAUCGUUAUGAUGUCAACUGUAAACCAAUGUUCAAGUGUUCAACCCUUAUUUAUAUGGCUAUGAAUUCAUUGAAAAAGAAUAAAAUAACAUUGAAUGAUAUAUGUCAAUGGAUUCAAGUACAUUUUGCAUUUUAUCGUAAUUUAAAAGAUAUACACUGGCAAGAUGUAAUUCGUCAACAUCUCACACUUAACCGAUGCUUUCAACGUGUCCCAAGGCGUAAAGAAGAACCGAAUGGUCGUGGUGAUUUAUGGCGUAUUCAUCCAGAACUACAAAAUCAAUUAAUACAGAAUAAAAUUCAUAAGAAAUAUUUACAAUUAUGGCAAAAUAGUAAUAAUAAUAAUAAUAUAAUAUCUAAAUUACCUGAUUUACUAGAUUUUGUUGAACAACAGACAUCUACUACACCAAAGUCAAUGUCAGCAUCACUGCAAUCGGAGGAUAUGUAUCAAAGCAUUAAUAGUGAUUCAUCUUCAAUCCAAGUCAAUGAAUCCUACGAAUUAUUAGAUAACCUUUAUGACAAUUUAAAUGAAUGCAUGAAGAAGCGUAGACGAAUUAGCUCUUCCUAUGAUGCCUUUAUAGAAAAUUACAAUAGUAAUUAUAGUGACAAUAAUAUUAAUAAUACAAUUUUAAAUGAUAUGACAAAAUUACCUAUGAAUAGCAUCUCUAAUGAUAUAACAUCACAAUCGAAUUCUAGUUCAUCUCCAGCACUAUCCGAUUUGUAUACAACACCGACGACAACAGAUACAACACCCCCACCGGAAUUACUACCUGAAGAUACAUCACCAGCCUUGUUGUUGGAAAAUGAAUACUAUCUGAAUGCUUUCGGUGUAAGCGAUCUCGGUGGUGAUGUUAACGGUUGCGGUGCUGAUGAUGUUGAUGAUGAAUUAUUAAGGAGUGAUGCGUUACACCAUUCGUGCAGCGUGUAUAACACCUCACCACCAAAAUUAAUUGAACAAGAAACAUGCGAUGAUUUGGAUGCAUUAUUCCCUGAUAGCGGAGAUGAUCCCUAUCAUAAUCACGAUGAUGAUGUUUGUAAUAAUGUCUGUGAAAUUGAAGAAACACACAAAUCUGAUGAACAAAGUAUCAAUAGUAUUGAUUUUAUUCCAUCUAAAAUGAAAUUAAACGAGUUAGAUAAUAGAAUAGUUGUAGAAUUAUCAAAAGCCAGUGGUUUGAAUGAUAUACCUCCAUUGGACGAUCUGGUUGAUCCACUCGACUUAACUAUACGUGGGCAUGGCGUCAAAUAUACACCUGAUUGGUGGUCAAAUAAUUUAACUGAAUCAAUGACUAACUUUAUUAAUGGCACAUUAAGCGGUCGUGGCGGUGGUGGUGAUGGCAAUGUUACUGGAGAUGAAAACAUCGUAGGCGAACAUGAAGAUGUUGAGAAGAUCAGUGAUGAUGAUGAUGACGCAAUUACAUCGUCUAUUUUCUCAUUAACAAAUGAUGAAAUGCCAUUACCGUUAGAGUUGACUGCGGCAGCGGUAGAAGAAGCGUCACUGUCAUCGUCAACGUCAUUAAGUCCUUGUCAGGUGACAUCUUCAGGUUCAGCAUUGUCAUUACCAUCGACAACAGGAAUACAAUCUACACCACCAGUAUUAAUGACUAUCCUGCCUGAGUGCGAUGAUGUCACCAGUGAUUUCAUAAAACUACCAACAUCAUUACAGGAUUAUGCAUUUUUCAGUAAUAAUAUACCGUUGACUACUACUAAUAAUAAUACUACAACAAUAGGACAUCAUGAGAACGCCCUACUCGAGAAUCCACUUGAUGACAAUGAUCACCUCCAACAACAUAUCCAACAUCAACGUUGGAUUGAAAAUGAAGUAAAUCUUGACGAUCUUGAUAAUAUUCUUGGACUUUGUUAA
Trichobilharzia szidati is the source of this 2928-nucleotide messenger RNA. Lineage: Eukaryota; Metazoa; Platyhelminthes; Trematoda; Strigeidida; Schistosomatidae. The record is from the annotation of a GenBank genome assembly.